UAUCUGCUUCCGUCAGGCCAGUAUUAUGGUGCCACCUAGCGGUCACGUAUCACAUCACAGCAUUUCAGCUCCUCGCUUUGUUUGUCUUUGCUGCCAUUCCGUAUCUUUGUGCUCCUGAUUUCAAGAUGGCGGCGUCCGUGAGGCCUGUGUGCUGUGCAGGUUUCAGGCAGUCGUUGUCUCGCGCUCUCUCCCUCACUGCCGGGACUCGUGCUGGAAAGAAGUGGCGAGUGGAGAACAAUCUGGCUCCUAGUGGUACAGAAUACGGGCCUCUAACAGACCUUCCAGACUGGACCUUCGCUGACGGACGGCCGGCUCCCCCGCUGAAAGGGCAGGAGAGGAGGAAGAAAGAAAGGGAGGAGUUUGCGAGGCGUGUGGUUCUUCUCAGCUCAGAGGUGGAUGGAGGGAUGCAGCGAUGGAGGGAGGGGAAAGAGGAGGAAAGAGCAGCAGAGGAGAGAAAGAAAUCACUCCAGCUGAAGCCCAAAGGCCACCAUCUACUGAAGAACAAGAAAUAAAAAAAACACAUUUGAAAUGUUCUGUGGACCAGAAGGCCUGUUUUUGUGGAGAAGUCUGGCGUCUGUCAGCAUGAUGGUAGAAUACAGCAUUUCCAUCUCUCCCCAGUUACAGCUGCAGUCUUCUGAUCUCCAGAGCCAUGAACACACAGUAAAUCACUCACUAAUCCUCUAAUUUAUGCAUUUUCUGUAACGCAAGCUAGUGCUAGCAUUCUACAGCACUAUAUUACCAGAUUAAGGAAGAGAUUGCUACUCUUCUAUAACCCUGUUUGUCCAGUAACACAGGCUAGCGCUAGCCCUCUACAACACUGCGCUAGCAGAGUGACGUAAGCCAGCGCUAGCCCUCGACAAAACGCCAUUUCCAACAGUGAAGUCAUGGCUGUGUUCUAAGUCUAUGACCUUUCAAACCCCUUGCUCAUAAACAGGGAAUAGAAAGGGAAAUAAGAAUUUUGCUGUUGAGGAGGUUAAUAACUUUAUUAACAGCAUUGUGUGAAUUAUGGGGUUUCCUCCCAUUCUUUUACACAUUUGUGAAUGUAGCAUCUGCACGGUCACAUGAUUAUCGUUCAUGAAGCAUCAGGCUGGUCGUAAGGAGAAGCUUGUACCAGUCAAGUUUAGAAAUGGUCACUUUUGUGGAUAAAGUAAUUUAUUGGGAGAGAGGUUUGGAGUUUGAUUGUCUGUGCUGCCAGGUGUCUGUGAAACACGUGAAGACUUUACACAACAGCCAUAAUACUGCCAAUAAUUAUAUCUUCAUAUAUGCAUUUAUUUAAUUUGGUUGCUCCUUGAAACUAUACAUCCAGAGUUUUUCAAAAGUUAAAAACAAAAUUCAAAUCACAAACUCAUGUUGUGCUGCAUGUACAAAUAAUUAUUUAAAAGUAUGAAUAAAAGCAGAAUGUUUCAUGUCUGCGUUAUCAUA
Molecule: messenger RNA, 1422 nt
Organism: Anguilla anguilla (European eel)
Lineage: Eukaryota; Metazoa; Chordata; Actinopteri; Anguilliformes; Anguillidae
Gene: mrpl52
Product: mitochondrial ribosomal protein L52
Exons: 5
Coding region: 126-512 (128 amino acids)
Biological process (GO): mitochondrial translation
Cellular component (GO): mitochondrial large ribosomal subunit
Molecular function (GO): structural constituent of ribosome
Source: RefSeq, a predicted model, not a curated record